AUUACAUAGCUCAGCUCUUCAAUCCAAAAAAUAGAAUAAAAAAAAUAAAAAACAAAAGAAAAAGACUAGCCAUUUGGAUUUCUUUCUCUCGUCUUCCCUAUUGUCUCCCUUGGUACUUAAAAGCAGAGAUAAUACCAUAUAGUACAAACCCGCUAAAAAUACAGAGAGAAAAGGAAAGCAAAAGAAAAAGAGAGAGAAAGAAAGAGUGUAAAAGAGUAAUGGGAUCUGAAGCAGAACCAGAGGCAAUCUCUACACCAAAAUUAGCGUUAUUCUGGAAUCCACAAGCACAUGGCUGCUAUAUGCGGUCACCGCAAAGGUCAGGGACGACAACGCCACCACUUUACGCCUCCGCCGCCGUCCCAUUCCGGUGGGAGGAAGAGCCAGGAAAGCCUAGAAGCUCUACUGCUCUUUCUAACCCUAUUGACUUUGGGCCAAAGUGUUUGGAAUUACCUCCAAGAUUGUUCUUGUUAGAUGGUAAUAAUGUCAGUAAGCUUUCCUUGCCCACUACAGUUUUGGAAGAACCUUAUAUGGGUAAGCCAAGAUUUCAGUCGUCGUCGUUUAGAAUGAUAAGAAAGGAGUGUUAUGGGUCGUUUCGCAGGAGUUUUAGUCCUGAAAGAAGGCAGCUUAGUACUAUGGUCCUCAGCAAGAGAGGAAUAAAUGAUAGUAAAAGGUUUUUGGGUUCUUGGCGUUGGGGAAGAAGGGCUUUUACGGGUACAAGAGAGAACGUUGGUGGGGCAAGCUAUGUAUUUCCUUCUUCUAUGGAUAGAGAGGAAAUUUACUUUGGACAAGAGGAAGAUGAAGAAGAAGAAGAAAAUAAAAGUUGCAAGAACAAUGUUACAAUUACUAGGAUCAGAAGAUCAGGCAGCAUUUCCUCUCGUGCAAGGUCUCAUUUCUGGGCGGCUAUUUAUGAAGGCUUAAAGCAAGUGGUUCCAUGGAGAAGUAAAAAACUAAAGGAUGGGUUUGCGAUUUGAUGCCUAUUGAAAAGGCACAACAAAAGAACAUGGUCAUUAAAUUACCUGGAAACCGCUAUGGUCCUAUCCACUUUGGUAUUUCUCUUUCAAUGAGAUUGACGUUUACUUGGCUUUUGCUCUCACAGUCGUCAUCUUCCUAUCCCUGUGUAAUCCAACGGUUUUUGUUGCUGCUGCAUCGUUUUCUCAGAGUGCAAUUUAUGGGAAAGCAAUAUUGGAUUGCAGCCAUGUGGUUAGUCAGUGCAGCAAUUAAGUAUAGUCAUGAGUGGUGAAACCAUACAUAUAUGUUAUAGUCUAUUUCACACAGGAUAUGGUAAUUCUGAAUGCAAUUGUUCUAUAGUUACUAUAAGUGCCAAAAUUUUGAAUGUUUCUACCUUCUAUGAAUUCAACUAAAAUGUUGCAGUAAAUUUAAGAUAUUGUUUGCACAAA
Jatropha curcas is the source of this 1397-nucleotide messenger RNA. RefSeq lists its product as uncharacterized. Lineage: Eukaryota; Viridiplantae; Streptophyta; Magnoliopsida; Malpighiales; Euphorbiaceae. The record is from RefSeq and is a predicted model, not a curated record.